AGCCGCGCGUUCGCGAAACAGUUUGGACCGUUUGGGCCGUUGAACCUCGUCAGGAAUGUUCUGAGCAAGCCGGGGAACCGUGUUCAGCAGUCGGGAACAAGUGAAAGUUCUAAAUCCACUAAGGGAAGUGUGAGCUUGUUUGUACACUGUGCUGUGAUGGGAAAUCAAGUGAAAAUGAAAUGCCCAACCCGGUCAAUCCUGCUGGUAGUGCUAACGAUCUGUGUAACGGGUUCCGUCGGGGGAAGUCGUGGGCUGUCCUACGAGGAACUGCUGAAGAAACUAACCGAUGCCAAGGCCAACGCUGGGGCCGUUGACGUGAGGACGAACCUGCGAUCGAUCCGUGAGCUGGCCAUCCAGAGUGGUUUGAUGGUGCCGAGAAAUGAAACGACGACGACGACGCCGGUGACGACAAGUUUGCCAAGUUCUGCUCCAGCUCUGCGCGAUCAUCAGCUUUUGGAGUUACGACGGAUUGAUCCUAGCCGGAAAGAGCAGGCGACCGCAAUGAUGGGUCGCAAAAAGGGUCAAGGUGGAGGAAGCAACAACAACAUCGUUGUAACCGACGGCGGAGGUGGCGGCCAUGGCGGCGGUUCGUACCACGUGUACAGCGAAGAAAGCGGCGAGGGUGGCAAAAAGGGCAAAAAGGGUCGCAAGAAGCGGAACAAGCGCAAGAAGCACCGCAAGGGCUGGAAGAAGCACAUGAAGAAGGCGGUCCCGAUCGGGUUGGGAAUUUUGGCGCUGAAGGCCCUGCUGCUGCACUUUGUGCUGAAGAAGCUGGUUCUGGCUACCGGGCUGUCGCUGCUGCUGAGCAAGAAGUCGCUGCUGGUGUCGGCGUUGAUCGCGUUGAAGCUGAUGUUCCAGCAUCCUCACAGCAGCGAUAAGACCGAGAGUAGCAAGCUGGAGGUGGUGCACAUUCCGAUCCGGAAGGAAACGGGCUUCAACAAGAAGAUCCAGCUGCAGAAGGUAAAGGUGAAGCCACAGUUCAAGAUUAAAAAGCUGAGCACGACCAAAAAGCCUGGCUACGGACCGUACGCGAUCAAGCACACGCACCAGCAGAUGGAGGACUUUGGUGGAAAGUACAUCCCGCUAGGUUACGAGUCCCAACAGCACAACUAUUAUGACAUUACGACGCCACCACCGUCGACGUACGUCGACCAACUCCCGGAAACCGGCGAGGACAACUUCUUCGACGUGAACGAUCUGCAGUUUGCCCGGCGGGAUGGUUGGGACGGAUGGACCGGUUGGAACCGGGGCGAAGCCGGAGAUCCGUACGGUGGAGCAUUCGAGCAGAAGCAGUUCAGCGAUGGUGGCGACUACGGGCAGAGCUAUUACAACAGUCACGGAGGGUUCUUCCAGCAGCAGCAGCAGCAACAACAGCAGAACAACGAGUGGACAGGCCAAGUGAGCGGAGACAGUCAAACGCCAUACAAGCAGCGGAACUUGGCCCAGAUGAAGUACAGAAGAAGGCGGCUGGCAGUCGGGAGGACUGUUAAAUGAGGAUUGAUGGAAGGCUUGUUUUGUUGAGAGUAAAUAAAUAGCUAAUUAAUUAUCUUUAACCAUACCAAAAAUAAUGAAACUAAAUCAAAGAUGCUACAAAUAAAGCUACAUAUUGAAAGUAUUAGGUAUAAGUAUUUAGCAUUUAGUAACUUAUUCAUAUUUACUUGCUACAAACCACAAAAGUGUAUCGUUAAGUCUGGAUUGGAAGUUCUCAA
Messenger RNA from Culex pipiens pallens (northern house mosquito), 1709 nucleotides. RefSeq lists its product as uncharacterized. The coding region runs from base 157 to 1494 and encodes 445 amino acids. The transcript has 2 exons. The record is from RefSeq and is a predicted model, not a curated record. NCBI's taxonomy places the organism in Eukaryota, Metazoa, Arthropoda, Insecta, Diptera, Culicidae.